Molecule: messenger RNA, 1473 nt
Organism: Arxiozyma heterogenica
Lineage: Eukaryota; Fungi; Ascomycota; Saccharomycetes; Saccharomycetales; Saccharomycetaceae
Gene: PKP1
Product: protein kinase PKP1
Exons: 1
Coding region: 1-1473 (490 amino acids)
Biological process (GO): regulation of glucose metabolic process; protein phosphorylation
Cellular component (GO): mitochondrion
Molecular function (GO): pyruvate dehydrogenase (acetyl-transferring) kinase activity
Source: RefSeq, a predicted model, not a curated record
AUGACUAUGAGAAGCAAAAAAAAAAAAACACCUGCCUGUGUAUGUACAAUGUCGUCUAUUACAAAGAGAAUAUUCUCAGAUAAAAUGUUUUUACCAUCAUCAAUUAUAUUGUACAAUGUUAAACGUUUACAUAUAAUCAAACUAAAGAAUCGUUUAUCUUCAUUAUCUUCUGUGAAAUAUAACAACACCGGCAAUGCUAAUAGUAGCACAAUCCUCUCACGGAUUGGAUUUGAAUCAUACUAUAGAAUUAGAUCAAAUAUCGAAUCCCUGAUACAAGAUAUGUCUAAGAGACCAUUACCAAGAUUGGAUUACGACUUUCUAAUGAAAUAUAUCCCAGCAACAAAUAACAAAUUCUCUCCCAACCAAAAAUAUAUAAUGAACAUCCAAUACAUGAACAUGCUAUUAGUAAUGACAUGUCAGCAAUUGGAUCUCAUCCAAAAGAUCCCCUAUAUCGUCCUACUGAACCCAAAGAUCGAAUUAACACACUCCUUGUAUCUAAAGACUCUGCAAUCUCUCUUGUCCUUCAACUACCCCUACGACUUAUACGACCAAGAAAAAAUGAGAAUGAUCAUGGAACAGUUCUUAAACGACCAUGAAGACACACUCCUCACCCUGAGCACAGGCCUACAAGAAGUCCUGGAGCAUAACUCCAAAUUCAAUAAUAAUAUCAAUUAUGAAUCCCUGAUCACACAGUUCUUGAAUAAACAUCUGUUGAUCAGGAUCAAAAUGAAACUGAUUGCCACACAUUAUUUGAGAUUGAUGGAACAAGAAAAUAAUAAUAAUAACCUUUCUGGCGACGGAUUUCAAAAACAGGUAGGUAUCCUGGAUUCGCAAGUCAAUGUGAAUAAACUGAUCAAACAUAAUUUCGAUUUUGUUAUCGAUAUGUGCCAUUUACAAUAUGAUCCAACUCUACUGCCAGAAUUAACUAUCACUAGUAUCAAUGCAGAAAGAGAGGAAACGAACCAAAAAAAUAAAGAUAUUACAGUGCCCAUGGUACCAAUAAUAUUCGAAUAUAUUAUGACAGAAAUCUUGAAAAACUCAAUUAGAGCAUCGAUCGAGAAUUCCAUAAAACUGAAAAAAUUAUCUGGACCACUAAACUCACAAAUUAAUAUAAAUAUAUACAAAGAAAGGAAAGAUUACUCAAACGAAAUAAUUGUCAAAAUAAGUGACCAAGGUGGUGGUAUCAAACCAUCUAUCGAACCUCAUAUCUUUGACUACUCUUAUACAACAUUAAAUAACAAACAUAUACGGAAGAGAAAAAGUAGUGAUAACAAAAGUGACAUAUCAGAAGAGGAUUCUAAUCUGUUCGGUGAUAUUCAACCAACUAAUAAUAAUAUAGCUGGAAUGGGUUUUGGCUUACCACUUUGUAAAUUAUAUUUGAAAUUGUUUGGUGGAAAAUUAGAGAUCCAAAAUUUGUAUGGCUAUGGUACUAAUGCAUAUUUAACUAUUCCAUUACCACAAUGGUAUAAGUAA